This is a messenger RNA of Cannabis sativa, 2067 nucleotides long. RefSeq lists its product as uncharacterized. The record is from RefSeq and is a predicted model, not a curated record. The coding region runs from base 121 to 1842 and encodes 573 amino acids. Lineage: Eukaryota; Viridiplantae; Streptophyta; Magnoliopsida; Rosales; Cannabaceae. Gene Ontology annotation, biological process: protein transport. The transcript has 8 exons.
AAGCCCUCAUUUUAUUUCUCAACACAAUCACACUCUCUGUCGCCUCGUUUGCCUCACGUACACAACCAGAAGAAGAAGAAGAAGAAAACAAUAACACACACCUUCUUCUCUCGGUCAUUCAUGGCCUCCCAAACGGAACCAAACCGCCCUCCGAAUCCCUUAUCUCAAAUUAUCCACUCAACCACCUCCAAUCUUCUCUCUGUUUUCAACCCCAAGAAAUCGACUCCGUCUGCUCCUUCUAGGCUCUGCGUUCCUAUUCUUAUCCCUGACACGCCCAAGCCACUCGCCUUCGAAUCAUCUCCGCUCGACUCGGCACCACCCUCCAAAUCGACUCUCAAAGGCGUUCCCUCGGCGCCGGAGUCCACUUCGGCGUUCCCUUCCUCGGUUAGGAUUUCUGGGCUCAAGUCUAAAUCCAAAGGUGGAGGACCUGCCUUUGUGGGUCAGGUCUUCAGUAUGUGUGACCUCUCUGGAACUGGUCUCAUGGCUGUCUCGACCCACUUCGACAUACCCUUUAUUUCCCAAAGAACUCCCGAGUGGCUUAAGAAGAUGUUUGCAACAAUUACUAGGAGUGAGAGAAAGGGUCCUGUGUUCAGGUUUUUCUUGGAUUUAGGUGAUGCAGUUUCAUAUGUCAAACGGCUGAAUAUUCCAAGUGGCGUGGUGGGUGCCUGUCGUCUUGAUUUAGCAUAUGAGCAUUUCAAGGAAAAACCACACUUGUUCCAGUUUGUUCCAAAUGAGAAACAGAUCAAGGCGGCAAACAAAAUUCUUAAAACAAUACCUCAGAAUUCUGGAUGCAAAAAGGUUGAUGGAGUUCCAGUUUUCACUGCUCAAAAUUUAGAUAUUGCAAUAGCAACUACAGAUGGGAUUAAAUGGUAUACUCCCUACUUUUUUGAUAAAAGCAUGCUUGAUAACAUUCUUGAAGAAUCUGUUGAUCAGCAUUUCCAUUCUUUAAUUCAAACUCGGCACAUUCAACGUCGACGGGAUGUGAUUGAUGAUAAUUUGUCAGCAGAAGUGAUUGAGGAGAUGGGAGAUAACUUGUGGGAGCCUCCAGAGGUUCAAGAAGUGAUGGAUGAGGUGGGGAAUCCUGGAAUUCCUUUGAGUGUCAUUUCCAAGGCUGCUGAAAUGCAGCUUCUUUAUGCUGUUGAUAAGGUACUCCUGGGCAAUAGGUGGUUACGGAAAGCAACAGGCAUUCAACCGAAGUUCCCUUAUAUGGUCGACUCCUUUGAAAAGAGGACGGCUGCUUCUUUUUUGAGAGCCUCUGAGUCGACGGCAUGCUUAGGAAACUCUGAGACAGAAAAUAAUUGUAAAGAACUUUUGCAUCCUAGCACUACAGAGCUUCAAGUUAGAAAUGGCAGUUCUUCAGAGCUUCAAGUUAAAGAUGAUAGUUUGUCAGAGCUUCAAGUUGAACAUGAUGGCGGGACAGAGCUUCUAGUCAAUGGUGAUAUUCAAAAUAAGCAAGGAAAUAGACCUGGUUUUCGUCUUCCUUUUAGAGAUUGGUUUAAUCUUCCUUUCUCAAAACAGAACCAUCAGAAUGAGGUAUCAUCUAAAGAACAAAUGAAGCAAAAGAUGCAGCCAAAUCCAUUUCUUCCAAAGAUUACGAUGGUGGGUAUUUCAACAGGUGACUCAGCACAGAUGAACAAAGCAAAUUUAAAAAAGACAAUGGAUGAUCUAACAAAAGAACUGGAGCAUCAAGAUCAGGAAAACACCACCGGUAGUAACACUUCCUGGAAUGACGAAAUCACAGCCGAAGAUAGAGAUCCACUCUUUGUGGCUAAUGUGGGCGAUUACUAUUCUGGUGUGGCAAAGACUGGUUCAGCUCGAUGGGUUCGUGGAGCAAACAACUAAAGAGCCUUACUAACAGCCCAUAUCAUUUUUGCUCGAGUGUGAAUAUUCAUUUCUCAAUAUAGAAAAUGGAAGAAGAAAGGUCUGCAACAUGGAUGCAGGCUGCUUGUUAUAUUCCUUGAUUUAUUCUCUGAUCUUUGUUGUAAAAAGAUGUUGAAUAUUAGAGAUAUUUAUUCUCUGAUCCUUGUUGUAAUAUUAGCAAUGAAAAAUUCUAAGUUUUCCCAUGUA